Messenger RNA from Dalotia coriaria, 811 nucleotides. Its product is annotated as peflin-like. The transcript has 2 exons. NCBI's taxonomy places the organism in Eukaryota, Metazoa, Arthropoda, Insecta, Coleoptera, Staphylinidae. The record is from RefSeq and is a predicted model, not a curated record. Gene Ontology annotation, biological process: COPII vesicle coat assembly. Gene Ontology annotation, molecular function: calcium ion binding. The coding region runs from base 115 to 723 and encodes 202 amino acids.
CAUCGUAUAUUACUGCAUCCAAGUUGCCAACGUUGCCAACUGUCCCCGGGUGACAUUCGUCGUUAUUUUUUGAUGACAUUGUGUGCAAUGUACGAAAAUUUGUAAACUCUCCCAAUGUCCGAGCCAAAUGUCGAAAUUUCCAGUGAUAAUUCACAAAAUAUGUAUAUGCGUGAUGAAGCCGUCGAGGUAAGAUCCAGCUCUGAUAAACCCCCACCAGUUUUCGCGGAGGUGCACAAAUGGUUCAACACGGUGGGUGAUGACAAACGCGGCGGGAAAAUCACUCCUAGAGAAUUACAAACCGCGUUUGAAGUGUUUCAAAACCGGCACUUUUCCGACAGCGUUUGUAAAUUCAUCGUACGUCUGUUUGACCUUGACAAACGCGGCGGGUUGGACCUGAAAGAGUUCGAGCAGUUGUACUACUACGUCAAGCAAUGGGUGAGUGCUUUCCAUGCGUUUGACUACCAACGCACCGGGUACCUCGAUGAAGAAGAAUUUGCUGGUGCUUUGAGACAUCUAGAUAUUAAAUUCAGCGCGGAGUUUGUGCGUUAUUUAAUGAAGCGGUCUGAUCCCGCCAAAGAAAAGAUAGCCCUUGACCAGUUCAUCAUGACCUGUAUACAGAUCCAACGAUAUACUGAGGAAUUCAAACAGCGGGAUGCUAACUUCACGGGUGAAAUUAACCUCAAAUACGAAGAUUUUUUGGAGAUGAUUUUAAAAUGUAUGUAGAUGCGCAGAUAAUUUGUGUUUACGCCAUCUGGUGGAGAUGUUGUUAAUGAAUACAUAACCUAAAUGAAUAUACAAAAUCCAAAUCGUU